AUGGCACUGGGAGUCAUGAGUUUGCUAUGCUCAUUCCUGGCCGUCCUGUCGAUCGCCAUGACGGCGACCGCUGGCGACGAGGCCGCGCUGCUUGCUUUCAAAGCGCACCUCAGCAAUGGUGGCUUGCUGGCCUCUUGGAACAGCAGCGCCGGCUUCUGCAGCUGGAAAGGCGUGACGUGCAGCCACCGAAGGCCAGCGCGGGUGGUGGCGCUGAGAUUGAACGCCACCGGGCUCACUGGGCCACUCUCCCCGGCCAUCGGGAACCUCACGUUCCUGCGGACUCUCGACCUGGGCACCAACUCGCUCCACGGGGACAUUCCGGCGAGCCUCGGCCGCCUCCGCCGCCUGCAGGAGCUCUACUUGGGAGAAAACUCCUUCUCCGGCACAUUACCAGUCAACCUGAGCUCCUGCACCAGCAUGACCAAUAUGGGACUGUACAACACCAAGCUAAGCGGGCGCAUCCCGGCUGAGCUCGGCGAGAAGCUCACAGCCCUGGUAGCGAUCUCGCUGAGAAACAACAGCUUCACAGGGCCCAUCCCAGCGUCACUAGCCAAUUUGUCCCGUCUACAAGUCCUGGACCUCUCCAAUAACCAGCUCGUUGGCUCGAUUCCACCAGGGCUUGGCAGCAUCCAGAGCAUGCGUUUUUUCAAUCUCUUUGGAAACAACCUCUCCGGUAUGCUUCCACCUUCUCUCUACAAUUGGUCGUUGAUGGGAGCAUUUGAAGUAGGGUAUAAUAAGUUGCACGGAAACAUUCCGGAUGAUAUUGGUAGCAAGUUCCCCAAGUUGUAUUAUUUUGGCUUGGGUCAUAAUCAAUUCACAGGAACCAUCCCUUCCUCAAUAUCCAACAUAUCUUCCCUUGAAACAAUUGGCCUCUACCAUAAUGGAUUUAGUGGGUACGUGCCUCCCACAUUGGGGAAGCUGGGAGCUCUCCAGACACUGUACUUUGCUGACAAUAAGCUUGAAGCGGAUGACAAUGAUGGGUGGGAAUUCAUCACUUCUUUGGCAAACUGCAGCAAACUGAAGACGUUGGAACUCAGCAUCAAUUCUUUUGGAGGACAACUACCUGGUCCAAUUGUGAACCUCUCAACGACCCUCCGGUUCUUGCAGGUAAUGAACAAUAGGAUCUUUGGGAGUAUCCCUGCAGACAUUGGCAAUCUGGUUGGUCUGGAAGUACUUGGAUAG
Molecule: messenger RNA, 1182 nt
Organism: Triticum turgidum subsp. durum (durum wheat)
Lineage: Eukaryota; Viridiplantae; Streptophyta; Magnoliopsida; Poales; Poaceae
Source: the annotation of a GenBank genome assembly